Ceraceosorus bombacis is the source of this 2388-nucleotide messenger RNA. The record is from the annotation of a GenBank genome assembly. Lineage: Eukaryota; Fungi; Basidiomycota; Exobasidiomycetes; Ceraceosorales; Ceraceosoraceae.
AUGUCUGGCAAGUGUCCCCUGGGUUACUCGGGCGAUCUACCCGCAGGACAUCCAUCCGUUCCAGGCGCAUCCUCCUCCUUCGGCAAUAUGAGCAACAGCAUGAGCAGCAACUUGCUCUUCGCCAUUCUGCCUCCUCAUCUCGUUGUGUCCAUCAUGGAAGACUGGCAAGCUUGGGCGAUGCUCCUCCUCGACUUUGUCUUUCUCGCACUGUGCGGUCUGGCCUUCGUUUAUAAUGAUCGCUUGAUCUUUACUCAUCCCAGAAAGGAGGUGCCUACCAUCAAGCCCGCUUUUCCCCUCAUCGGGAAUACGCCGUGGAUCUCUAAGAUCGCCAGCGGCAAGGCAAAAAUGAUCGACGAGCUAGUCAAAGAACAGUGAGUUUGAUAGUCUGCGAGUGAUCUCUGAGGAUGAGUAGUGAGGAAGGAGAGGAAGGAGUCAUCGUAGACGCGCGCCAAGGAAUGCAUUGUUCCGCAUGCUGACGCUCAGGACUGGCACAGCAUAUACAAUUGCUGACUCCCUUCUUCACCCCGAUCCGCCAAUUACUGCUCCUCGCCUGCAUCGAAUUUCCCAGACGCAGACAACUGGAUCAAGGCGGAUAUGUUUGCACCGCCACCUUUCCCGCUUUGGGCCAUCGCGUCGUCUUGAUUAAUCACCCUCUGUACAUCCUGUGGGCACAAAAGACCAACUUCGAGACCUAUGUGAGUGCAAAGCCAAGCAAGCACACAGGCAGAGAGCGAGGAGCCGGGGCCGAGGCGAACGAGCACGAGCUCACCGCCCUCCACGCUCUUGACUUUCUGUUGCUUCCUCUGCAGGACAAGGGGGCUCCGUUUCGGAGAGCGAUGUCGGACGUGCUGGGGCAUGCAGGCAUCUUCGUCGGUGAGUCGCGGGAGCCAUGGUCAGCUAUGCGCCUCGCUAGCUAUCUUUCAUUCUCAAGCCGGCACGACUGCACUCGCUUGCUUGCCCUGACAGCCGACGGAGAGAUCUGGAAGAAGCAACGCAAAAUGGCUUCCCGUAUCUUCUCGGUUGACAACUUCCGGACACAGUGAGCGUCACCAAGCAGCGAGGCUGUGGUACGCCAUGUGACUCCUCUCUGACAUCUUGCUCCCAUGCGCGCUGCGCACUCGACAGCGUGCAACACGCAGUGCACGAAGAUUUGGAGAGGCUUUCACAGUUGCUCACCGUUCUCAGCAAGACGAGUCAAGAUGUGGACUUGCAAGCCAUCUUUUUCAGGUUCACUCUCUCCUCCUUUGCCUCUAUGGCUUUUUCUGCCCGACUGGAUUGCUUGCCGACUAGUCCGGAAGGCUUGGCGAACGAAGUCCCAUUUGCCAAGGCCUUUGACGGUGCGCAGGGAAUGAUUGACAAUCGAUUCUUCGAUCCACUGCAAGGCGCCCUCGAGUAUCUUCCUUGGAACAGGCGUGGGAGGCAGAUGAGAAAGGCCAUCAAGGUGAGUGGCGAUCGGUGCGUUGCAGCCCUCAUGGGGUGCAGUCGUAGCUUAUCGCCACCUGCCCAAUCUACGCUGCACACUAGGUCCUGGACUCGUUCUGCUACCGCGUUAUUGACAAGCGAGUCGAAGCCCACAAGCAAGGCGACGUCAAAGCUGCAGAAGGAAAGAGCGGCAAGGAUCUUUUGGAGCUCUUCAUGGACAUGGGGCUCAAUCGAGAAGAGCUUCUGCCGGUCGUUCUCAAUUUCUUGAUCGCCGGGCGAGACACUACCGCUCAAACCUUGGCUUGGCAGUUCUACCAGCUUCACGACAAGCCUCAAGUGGUGGCCAAGAUUCGAGAAGAGGUGGAGAGCGUGCUAGAUGGGGGCAGGAAGAUGGCAUAUGACGACAUCAAAGCUAUGCCAUACACGCACGCCGUCUUCUACGAAACGUCCAGGCUGCACCCUGCAGUGCCCAAGAAUGCCAAGACGCUCAAUAAGGACGAUCUAAUCAGGCCGUACGCCCAAUCCGGCGCUCAAGAGCUGCUGGCCGACAUGCCAGAGCUGAAGCACAAGUUGCCGGACAUUCCCAUGAAAAAGGGAGAGUCGGUCAUUUGGAGCGAUUACGUCAUGGCUCGCAUGCCAGAAGUAUGGGGAGCAGAUGCUGCGGAAUUCAAACCGGAACGCUUUUUGGACAUCAAAGAGGAUGGCAGUCGAUCGGUGAAACAACCUUCGCCUUUCAUCUUUCACUCUUUCAAUGCGGGACCACGACUGUGCCUGGGACAGACGCUGGCCACCUUUGAAGGCAUGGCCGUCACUGCGGCCAUCUUGAGAGACUUUGACGUCAUCUAUGAUGUUCAGGCGCUCAAAAAUCAGCCCCCGCUCUACGCAGAGAGCUUGACCCACCCAAUCCAGCCGGAUCCCGUCACCCAGUCCGCUUACCGAGUCACCUUCAAGCGUCGCUCGUUGUAG